CUCGCCCUCCCAGUUUCCGGGAGGUAGCUGGCUCCUCGCGAGUAGGGAUCCGUAACUCGGAACCUAUGAGCGAGGAACAGAUGAAGUCGGUGCACAAAUACCUGACCCUCGCCAUUAUGACCCAAUGGUCGAGCGCAAAGGGUGGUGCACCGCAAUUUGUGGGCUUCGUUCACAAGACAGGCUGGAUCCUGGUCACAUGUUGCAACCAGGCGAGCAAGGACUGGCUUAUGAACGAGGUGCCAAAGGCGAAGCCGUGGCCGGAGGCGACACUCUCUGUUAUCCCAGAGGGAGAGCUGCCCAAACCAGCUACGGCGGUCACCUUUAUUCCGGAGUCCGAGGCGUCCUCAAUAGAGGAUGCCUUGGUGCUGCUCAGAGCCCAGAACUUUGGCCUGAACACGGAGCUCUGGAAGGUGCUAGGGGAGAAGGCUGAGCAGGGUGGCAGGGUCGCCACCUUUGCCCUGGAUGAGCCUUCUGCCGAAGCUCUUAAAGCCAAUGGCGGUGAGGUGGUGAUUGGCUUUAAGAAGGUGCUGUUCCGGAUGAAGGGGGGGCCAAAUGCUCCCCCCAAAGAAACGGUCCAGCAAACCCAGCCCCCCGCUGAACCUACUCCAGGCCCCAGUACUGCGGUACCUGGCAGUCGACCGCAAAUCCCCCAGGGCUCUCGUGGCCUGGGUGGUGGGCGUUCGGCAGCCAGAGGGACGGGAGGCAGGACGAGAGGCUCGUUACCCGGUCGUGGCAGGCCCCAGAACUCGGUGGCAAGAGGGUCCCUAAGGGGAACUCCGAUCCAACGAGGCAGGGGAAUGCCCAAUCGGGUACGAAAGAACAACGCCUAAAUGGGGGGCCCGCCGGGGCCCAACACGUGCGCACCUGCGAGGGUCCUGCAAGCAAACAUACACCAUGCGGCAGCCGCCACGGCCAUUGUCGAGAGCCAGCUUGCAGGACACGUCGACCUCGCACUACUACAAGAACCCUGGGUGCGGAACUCAGACAUACUAGGACUAAAAUCGAGUUAUGCACAGACGACCUGGUAGCAGCGUAUGUAAAUCUCAAGGGAUGGAGUGGGCGGAGGGUCAUACUCUGCUCGGCAUACCUCCCUGGUGAAAAGCAAGACCCCUCUGCGGAUCUAAAUGCAGUGGCGGAAUACGCCCGCAGACACAACGCAGAACUGCUGGUGGGAUGCGAUGCAAAUGCUCACCACACCAACUGGGGGAGCACGGACAUUAAUGAUAGAGGUGAGUUAUUACACGACUUCCUUCUAUGCUAUAACUUCCAAAUUCUAAACUUAGGGUGUGAACCAACCUUUGUCACUAGGGUCAGGAAGGAGGUUUUGGAUCUGACUUUUGCAUCCGUAAAUCUAGCCAGGUACAUUCAGAACUGGAGGGUAAGUGAUGUGGAAUCUCUGUCAGAUCACAAACAUAUAUGUUUCAACUUAUCUUUUUCUCUUAGCGUACAGAC
Leguminivora glycinivorella is the source of this 1452-nucleotide messenger RNA. RefSeq lists its product as uncharacterized. The transcript has 2 exons. Lineage: Eukaryota; Metazoa; Arthropoda; Insecta; Lepidoptera; Tortricidae. Bases 66 to 830 code for a protein of 254 amino acids. The record is from RefSeq and is a predicted model, not a curated record.